Messenger RNA from Didymodactylos carnosus, 1003 nucleotides. The record is from the annotation of a GenBank genome assembly. Lineage: Eukaryota; Metazoa; Rotifera; Eurotatoria; Philodinida; Philodinidae.
AAAGUAUAUAUCUUACAAUACUAUAUAAUAUAUUCAAUGUUGUCUAUAUUAUUAAUCAGUUUAAUUAAUACUUCUUUCCACUGAGCAAGAGCAAUUGAAACGUUUCGAAAUAAAUAAAGUUAGUACGAAGAAUAGUACAUAUUUAAAAUAAUAAAAUAUCUUUUUUAUAUAAGUUACUACUUCAGAUUUGUUUAUUAAAUUGGCUAUGGAUUCUCCUACAGUUGAUGUUCAAUUUCCUGAUCGAAAACUUGAUACAAUAUGUUUAUUUGAUGUUGAUGGAACAAUAACAAUGCCAAGACAAUUAAUCACACAAGAAAUGGACGAUUGUUUACAAGCAAUUCGAAAAAAGUGUUUAGUUGGACUAGUUGGUGGAUCAGACAUCGUCAAAAUAGCUGAACAAAUUGGAGGAAUUAGUGCGAUCUCAAAGUACGAUUAUGUAUUUGCUGAAAAUGGCCUUGUAGCUUAUAAACAUGGAAAAUUAUUUUACGAAGGAAGUAUUCAAGCGUAUGUUGGUGAAGAUAAUUUACAAACAUUUAUUAAUUACUGUUUGCGUUAUUUGUCUGAUAUAACCUUACCAUUUAAACGAUUUAUCAAUGGAACAUUUAUUGAAUUUCGUAACGGACUUAUUAAUGUGUCACCAGUGGGAAGAAACUGUUCUGCAAAAGAACGCGAUGCAUUUACCCAAUAUGAUUUGGCAAAUAAUGUUCGCGGUGACAUGGUAAAACAUUUGAAAGAAAAAUUCUCACAUAUGGGUCUUGUAUUUGCAAUUGGUGGCCAAAUUAGUAUUGAUGUAUUUCCAGAUGGAUGGGAUAAACGAUUUGCAUUAAAACAUCUAGAAAAGGAUAAUGUUAAAACAAUAUAUUUUUUUGGAGAUAAAACUUUUAAAGGUGGUAAUGAUUAUGAAAUAUUUCAUGAUGAACGAACACAAGGUUAUACUGUGACGAGUCCCGUAGAUACCCGUGCACAUUUAUGGGAGUUGUUUGGUAAUGAAGCAAAGCAGUGA